Messenger RNA from Prunus dulcis (almond), 2579 nucleotides. RefSeq names its product WAT1-related protein At5g40240-like. The coding region runs from base 215 to 2245 and encodes 676 amino acids. Gene Ontology annotation, molecular function: transmembrane transporter activity. The transcript is spliced from 15 exons. Lineage: Eukaryota; Viridiplantae; Streptophyta; Magnoliopsida; Rosales; Rosaceae. The record is from RefSeq and is a predicted model, not a curated record. Gene Ontology annotation, cellular component: plasma membrane.
CAUAACACUGCUGCCAAAGAGAAUUGACAGUUGCCUUGAAAUAUACAAACUACCCAUUUCCUCUAUCCUACAACAAAAUUACAAGUGCAAAGGGGAAGAAAACAGAGAAAUGGUCCAAGUGGGUCCAAGUGGUUCUGUCUUUGUGACCUUGUGACUGUGUGUGUGUGUGUGCCACAGAGAGAGAGAGAGAGAGAGAGAGAGAGAGAGAGAGAGGAUGAGCAUGGAGAUUAUACUGCCAUUUCUAGGAAUGGUGAUGGCGAUUCUGGCUCAAGCUGCAAAUAUGAUAGUAAACAAAGCAGCCAUGUCCAAAGGGAGCAACAAAUACAUUAUGGUUGUGUAUGCCAACGGCCUCUCCACUCUCAUCCUUCUCCCUCCAGCCCUCUUCUUCCACCACAGAUCAGGGACCCCUCCCCUUACAUUCUCCAUACUCUGCAGAUUCUUCAUGCUUGCCCUGUUUGGAUGUUCUGCCCAGAUAUUUGGAUAUGUUGGUAUAGAAUACAGCUCUGCCACGCUUGGCACCGCCAUGCUUAACCUCGUCCCAGCAUUUACUUUCAUACUUGCCAUCAUUUUCAGGAUGGAAAAGGUGCAGUGGAGAAGCUCAAGCAGUAAAGCCAAAAUUUUGGGAACCACAGCAUCAAUCGCAGGAGCUUUUGUUGUAACAUUCUACAAAGGCCAGCCAAUCAUGCUGCUACCAUCAUCACAUCCACCCAAUCUCUUCUCAUCAAAAUCAAAUUGGGUUCUGGGAGGCCUUUUUCUUGCAGCUGAUUCCUUCUCCAGUUCCUUAUGGUACAUUCUGCAGGCAUCAACCCUGAAGAAGUACCCAGCAGUUGUGGUCAUAGUCUGUUUUCAAUGCUUAUUCUCUACCAUUCAGUCUGCAUUAUUUACUUUGAUUGCAGUUAAAGAUGCAAGUGCUUGGGAGUUAAGGUUGGAUAUGGGGCUGAUUGCUGUUUUGUACACUGCAAUUGUUUCAAUCGUUCUCCGUUACACUUUAACCACCUGGUGUGUGUGGAAGGCUGGAGCUCUUUUUUGUUCUAUGUUUAAGCCUCUUGGAAUUAUUUUUGGUGUGAUCAUGGGUGCCAUCUUUUUGGGAGAUCCAUUCUAUUUUGGGAGUUUGGUUGGCGCACUUAUAAUUGUUACUGGGUUUUAUGCGGUGAUGUGGGGAAAGGCCAAAGAAGAGAAGCUGGUGGAAGGUGGCAGUCGUUGGGAAUCAUUAGGUCAAAAUAAGGUCCCUCUACUACAAAACAAUAUACAAUGGGUCAUAAUACUAAGUAAAGCAGCCAUGUCUACUGGCAUGAGCAACCUCAUCUUUGUCUUCUACUCCAACGCUCUUGCUGCCCUCAUCCUCCUCCCUACUUCUUUAGUCUUCCACAGAUCGCGUCCUACUCUCACUUUCUCUGUCCUCUGUUGGUUCUUCUUGCUUGGUCUAAUUGGAUUCGUUGCGCAGUUUGUUGGGUAUGCUGGGAUUAAUUACAGCUCUCCUACUCUUGGCACGGCUAUGCUCAACCUCCUUCCUGCUUUUACCUUCAUACUGGCAGUCAUCUUCAGAAUGGAAAUAGUUGACUGGAGAAGCUCCAGUACCCUAGCUAAAUCCUUGGGAACAAUGCUUUCAAUUUCAGGGGCAUUCAUUGUGACUCUUUACAAGGGCCCUGCACUUUUGUUGACAUCCUCAACUGAUAUAUUGUCUCAUAACCAACUUUUCUCACAACAGUCAAACUGGGUCAUUGGAGGAAUUCUCCUUUUGGUUUAUUGUGUGUUGGCUUCAUCAUCUUAUAUUAUACAGGCAUCAGUCAUAAAGAAAUACCCAGCAGAGCUAAUUAUGGUCUUUUAUUAUUGUUUCUUUGUGGCUAUUCAAGCUGUAGUAGUCUCUUUGAUUGUAGAAACAGACCUAAGUGCUUGGAGCUUGAAACCUAAAAUGAGGUUGAUCGCUGUUGUAUACUCGGCAAUUUUUGGCUCGACAUUUACGAUUGGUGUAACCACAUGGUGCCUUCAUAGGGCAGGGCCUGUUUUUAUAGCUAUGUUUAAGCCUUUGGGGAUUAUUGUUGCAGUUUCCAUUGGUGUUACUUUCGUUGGGGAUACUUUCUACCUUGGAAGUUUGGUAGGAGCAAUUGUAAUUGUCAUUGGUUUUUAUUCGGUGAUGUGGGGCAAAGCCAAUGAAGAGAAGAUGGAUGGUGGUGCUGAGACAAAGAGCUUGGCAACAAGCAACCAGUGGGUCCCUCUAUUACAAAACACUCUUGAAGAAAUAUAGAAGUUUACAGUAAUCACACCAUGAGGUUUCUCUUGCCAAACAAAUGGGGUUGUGAACAUGGGGAGCAUAAUCAUACAUAUCAUAUCAGAAUGAGUUGGACGUCGAGUUUGCAGGGUCAAACUUAAAGGCAACCGUAACAGAAACAUUUAUGUGAAAGCAGCUUCUUGUUUGGAAAUGAAAUCUAGUUGUGGUAGUUGGUUUAAGAUGUAUGAUCUCCUUCUUCAUUAGUUGUAGCAAAUAAGGUAACAAUAAGUUAGUUAGCCUUGGGAGGGAAGGAAUGAUGGCAAUUGGCGAGGGCUAAAGUUCUUGAAGAACAUAUUUUCCACUAUUUAAU